This is a messenger RNA of Colius striatus (speckled mousebird), 870 nucleotides long. Its product is annotated as RPA-related protein RADX-like. Gene Ontology annotation, molecular function: single-stranded DNA binding. Gene Ontology annotation, cellular component: replication fork. The record is from RefSeq and is a predicted model, not a curated record. NCBI's taxonomy places the organism in Eukaryota, Metazoa, Chordata, Aves, Coliiformes, Coliidae. Gene Ontology annotation, biological process: regulation of DNA repair. The transcript is spliced from 6 exons. The coding region runs from base 37 to 870 and encodes 277 amino acids.
UCCUGCUCCUCACUCCCUUUUAGCUCUUCCGAAGAGAUGGGAAAUACGCCAUCGCAGCCACUAAUGUUGCUAGAACCCCAACUAAAGGAGGAGAAAGUCUGUGUUGGAUUAUGGAAAGCUGUUUCACUCUAUAUAAUUAAAAGCUUGACUGAGUUUCAACAUGAAGAUUUUGGGCAAGAUAAAACUGGACAGGCUGUACCAGACAGUUUACAGUCCUGCACAGACCGAGAAGGAAUGAGUGAUACACCUGAAACUGAGGAGACUGGAGGAACUUGUGAUUCCUGGCAGAGUGGCCUGUGGGCACAAGUGAAAGACAAGUUAAUGAAAUAUUUGCAUCACAGCAACAUUUUCCCAGAAAGCAUCCCACGUAAAUUUGAUUAUCUGCACAAGGACUUACUGAUGCAGCAGUACAACCUUCAUGCAGCAGUGCACCAGCCAAAAGAAACCAGAACAGAGAAAAAUAUCACUGAGUUUAAAAGUGCUAGUGGCCUUGGGUCUUAUGAAGUGACAGUUCUGGGUAUAAACCAUGACGUAGCAAUGGAUGUUGCGUUUCUUCCACUGUUUUGCCCUGAAGAUCCCCACUUAUUUCAACUGGAAGACAUUCAAAAUGAUACGUUGUUGUCUUGCAUGAGUUGCAUCUCUGCCUGUCAGCACCAGGCCACCAGCCAUGGAGGGCUUCGCCACACCUUUCCACUUUCAACCCAGUCUGACCAGUCAGGCGCCUCUGCCAGCACUGUUGAAGAAGGAAAAUCUUCAGCCAAAGAGGAGAUGUCGGAGUGGGACAAGAUGGAGACGACCAUAUGGAUCCCACAGACAGAGACGGAGGGACGACAAGCACCAGGCCAGAGACCCCUCUGCAACCCGCAGUGA